ACUGACAGUGCAGUUUCAAACACGAACGCGAUCAGAAUGUUUCAAGAGCGUUUCAAGACGAAUCCAUUGAAUCUAGUGAUCGCCACCGCCCUAUUAAUGGGCACUAUGGUCACAGUGAGAGCAUAUUCUGGCCUGAUACCGGCCGAUCCAGCAAGUCCCAAUAAAUGCAUUUAUCGUGGUGGUCCUCUAGAAUUGGGAGUUAAUAAUGGGAUUUCCCCAUGCCAACGAUUAACCUGUAACAAGGAUGGUUCCAUACUUAUAGAAGGCUGUGGCAAAUUGGCCAUUGAGAAUUGUAAUCGUGGUGAACGCAUCAAUCAGGGCAAACCCUUUCCGGAAUGCUGUAAACUAAAAUACAAAUGUCAACAGAAGGAUAGUCCGCCGUAUUUUAUUGAGCGAGACACCGCUGUUCGAACGUAGUAAUUAGAAGUCGUGAAUAGAAGGCUUAUCUAACACCCAAUUGGGCGGAAUUUCAUUUUUUUUUUUCGUUUGCCCCCCUACACAAAAACAAUGUAAUCUUCCGUGUAUAUUCCUUGGUUUCUUUUUUUUUUAAUUGCUUAUUUAUUUUGUGAAUUUUUCAAUGUAAAAUAAAUAUAUACCAUAAAUACUGGUAAGAAAGUGUGAUGUAA
Messenger RNA from Drosophila willistoni, 626 nucleotides. RefSeq lists its product as uncharacterized. The record is from RefSeq and is a predicted model, not a curated record. The transcript is spliced from 3 exons. Bases 37 to 417 code for a protein of 126 amino acids. Lineage: Eukaryota; Metazoa; Arthropoda; Insecta; Diptera; Drosophilidae.